Messenger RNA from Triticum dicoccoides, 2512 nucleotides. RefSeq names its product zinc finger CCCH domain-containing protein 67-like. Gene Ontology annotation, molecular function: protein binding; metal ion binding. The transcript is spliced from 2 exons. The record is from RefSeq and is a predicted model, not a curated record. Lineage: Eukaryota; Viridiplantae; Streptophyta; Magnoliopsida; Poales; Poaceae. Bases 111 to 2066 code for a protein of 651 amino acids.
CCCAACCAAAACCUAGCUUUGUCCAAAAACCCAAAGUCCUCCCUUUCCCCUCCCCCUCCCCGCUUUCCACCAUUUCGUCGAACACCUUCUCCGAUCGCGCGCCGCCGCCCAUGGGGGAGGCCUCCGAGUAUGACGGGGUGGAUGUGGCGGCUGUAUCGGCGAGGUUGCUGGAGCUGGUGGCCGACGACGAUGUGACGGCGCUCGUCGACCUCCUCGCCGCGCACCCGCUCCUCGCGGAUGAGCCGGCGCCGUGGUACUCUCCGGCGCGGGGCGCGGAGCCCAUGACGCCGCUCAUGGUCGCCGCCGCGUACGGGUCCGUGGCUUGCCUCGACGCCCUCCUCUCGCCGCCCCACCUCGCCGACCCCAACCGCUCCUCCGCCUCCUCGCUCUCCACCCCGCUCCACCUCGCCGCCGCGGGCGGCGCUCCAUCCGCACCCACCACCGUUUCCCGCCUCCUCGCCGCCGGCGCCGACCCUACCCUCCUUGACCAUCUCCACCGCCGGCCGUCAGACCUCGUCGCGCUGCCGCCCAACUCGUUGCCCCUCAAGAACCACAUCCUCUCACUCCUUGGCGCCCGGAAGGAGUGGCCACCGGACCCCUCACUCCCGGACAUCAAGAACGGCGCAUACGCUUCCGACGACUUCCGCAUGUAUUCCUUCAAGGUCCGCGCGUGCUCCAGGGCCUACUCCCACGACUGGACGGAGUGCCCCUUCGUCCACCCAGGGGAGAACGCUCGGCGGAGGGAUCCGAGGAAGUACCACUACAGCUGCGUGCCGUGCCCGGAGUUCAAGAAGGGCGCCGGGUGCAGGAGAGGGGACAUGUGCGAGUAUGCGCACGGGGUGUUCGAGAGCUGGCUCCACCCGGCGCAGUACCGGACGCGCCUCUGCAAGGACGGCGUCGGCUGCGCGCGCCGCGUCUGCUUCUUCGCUCACACGCCGGAGGAGCUCCGGCCGCUGUACGUGUCCACAGGCUCGGCCGUGCCGUCGCCCCGCGGGGCGAUGGAGAUGGCGGCCAUGGGGAUGGGGCUGUCAUCUCCGGGAUCUUCGUUCACGCCACCGCUGUCGCCGUCCGGUGGAGGGAGUGGCAUGGCGUGGCCGCAGCCUAACCUGCCGGCGCUGUGCCUCCCCGGGAGCGCAGGGAACUUGCACCUGAGCCGACUGCGCACCUCGCUGAGCGCGAGGGCUAUGGCGGUCGACGAGCUUCUGGCCUCGGGGGACUAUGACAAUCACCUUGGAUCGCCUGCCUCUGUGCGGUCGGCGAGGGGGAAGGCGCUUGUGCCGUCAAAUCUCGAUGAACUGUUCUCGGCGGAGAUGGCGGCCUCCCACUCGCCGCGGUACGGCGACCAGGGCGGCGCUGCGUUCUCGCCGACGCACAAGGCCGCCUUCCUGAACCAGUUCCAGCAGCAUCAGAGCUUGCUCUCGCCACGGGCUGCGGCCACCCCAGAGCCUGUCUCCCCAAUGAGCUCCCGGCUGCUCGCUGCGUUGGCGCAGCGGGAGAAGAUGCAGCAGCAGACACUGCGAAGCAUGAGCUCAAGAGACCUGGGUUCCAGCGCCCCGCUCCUGGUCGGCUCACCGGUGGUGGGCUCUAGCUGGUCCAAAUGGGGCCUCCCCUCGGGCACCCCAGACUGGGGUGCCGACAACGACGAGCUUGGCCGUCUCAAGCGGUCGUCCUCGUUUGAUCUCCGGUCUGGGGCCAACACCGAUGAGCCUGACCUCUCAUGGGUCAAUACCUUAGUAAAGGAGCCCACGCCGGAGAAAUCAUCAACCAACGGGACCAUGGCAACAGAGUCUAUUGGCAUCUUGGGCCGAUCAGCAAGCCACCACGGGAGCAUUGCCGGUGAUGACAGUGCCAUCUUGGGUGGAUCAGCGAACCACCGUGAGGGCAUCGACGGUGAGGAGGACGCCGCCACUGGUGUCAUCGGUGGCUGGCUCGAACAGCUCCAGCUCGAUGAGAUGGGAAUUAAACCUUUCCGGGCGGGGAAAAAGAAUCCGAGGUCGGCAGGGGCAUUGACAAAGAUUGUGCUUGGAAUUUGGACGGAUCCCUUCUCUUUCUCCUGGAGGCAUUGAAAAGGAUUGGAUGGUUAACAUCAUAGUACACAUCGACCACUGCGAAGUUCAUUUCUGAUGCGCUAUCGAUGAGUCCUCGUCUGCCCUGACCGAUGCAUCUUUCUUGUCAUAAUAAAACAACUGGCACGGACGGUGGCUCGGUAUGGUCGCCUCACGCCUUGGCUCACCCGCUGUGCUGACAUGUACUGUGUGACCUGGGAUACAAAAUUGGGCUGCAUUAUCCUGGCAUGCAUAAUUUACCUACGAAGGUCUUGCACUGGAGACAAGAGCUGCUGUCUCGGGCCUACCAACAUGACCUGCAAAACGUGGGUGCGCCAAUAUGAACAAUUACUGUGUUAGGAGUUGCUUUAUAUAUAAGAAAUAGGGUGGAAGCCUGUUUCAAGAGGAGUAUGAUAAAAACUUAUUGUUUUCUUGAAGUUUCAAGUGAUUCCAAACUAGCUCCGGUC